AUGAGUUUUUCACAACAAAGUCUUCUAACUGAGCAGGGUCUUGCUCACAUUGGUGAGAAACCUUAUUCUUGUAGUAUAUGCAAUAAGAGUUUUUCGCAAAAAAGUGUUUUGACUAAACAUAGUCGUGUUCACACUGGUGAGAAACCUCAUUCUUGUAGUAAACCUUAUUCUUGUAGUGUAUGCAACAAAAGUUUUUCGCAAAAAAUUUCUCUAACUGUACACAGUCGUGUUCACACUGGUGAGAAACCUUAUUCUUGUAGCAUAUGCAAUGAGAGUUUUUCGCUAAGAAGUCAUCUGAAUAAACACAGUCAUGUUCACACUGGUGAGAAACCUUAUUAUUGUAGUAUAUGCAAUAAGAGUUUUUCGCAAAAUAGUCUUUUGACUAAACACAGUCGUGUUCAUACUGGUGAGAAACCUCAUUCUUGUUGUAUAUGCAUCAAGAGUUUUUCACAAGAAAGAUAUGUAACCAAACACAGUCGUGUUCACACUGGUGAGAAACCUUACUCUUAAAGUAUAUUCAACAAAAGUUUUUUAGCAAAUAAGUUAUCAGUCUAAACACCGUCUUGUUCACACUGGUGAUAAUCCGUAUUCUUGUGCUACAUGUAAAGAGUUUUUCAUGCUAAAGUUAUCUAAGCACAGUUAUGUUCAGACUAGUGAGAAACCUUAUCUGUGCAGUAUGUGUAUAAGAGUUUUUCACGUAGAUGUCAUCUGACUGAGCACUUUGCGUUCAUACUUGAGAAAAGCCUUAUUCUU
Molecule: messenger RNA, 753 nt
Organism: Parasteatoda tepidariorum (common house spider)
Lineage: Eukaryota; Metazoa; Arthropoda; Arachnida; Araneae; Theridiidae
Source: RefSeq, a predicted model, not a curated record